This is a messenger RNA of Hibiscus syriacus, 858 nucleotides long. RefSeq lists its product as uncharacterized. The transcript has a single exon. The record is from RefSeq and is a predicted model, not a curated record. NCBI's taxonomy places the organism in Eukaryota, Viridiplantae, Streptophyta, Magnoliopsida, Malvales, Malvaceae. The coding region runs from base 1 to 858 and encodes 285 amino acids.
AUGGAGCAGAACCCCAACUACAUCAAAUUCAUGCAUGAAGUGCUAUACAGGAACAAAAGGCUAGGUGAGUUCAAAACUGUUACGCUGACUGAAGGUUGCAGUGCUAUGGCCACAAGCAGACUGCCGCCAAAGCUCAAAGAACCAGGGAUCUUAACUAUCCCCUAUAGCAUUGGUGACCAGUUUGUUGGUAAAGCUUUAUACCUCUUUUGUGUCAGCAUUAACUUAAUGACCUUGUCUAUUUUUAGAAAAUUUGGAAGUGGAGAUGGAAGACCAACAACUAUAAUGCUAUGGCUUGCUAAACGGUCCACUGUAGAUCCAAGUGGAAUAACGAAAAAUAUGCUGGUUAGAGUGGAUAAGUUCAUAUUCCAGUUGACUUUAUUAUACUCGACUGCGAAGCUAAAAAAGUUCAAUAUCUUUGGAAAAUCCUUUCUUUCUACAGGGCAAGAACUAAUCGAUGUAGAAAAGGAAGAACUCACUAUGCGUUUAAAUGAUGAAUACAUUACUUUCAAUGUUUUGAAAAAUGUUUCUUAUAUGGAUGAUAUUGUUAAGUGUAAUAGUAUUGAUGCUUUUGAUGUUUCUGUACAUGAGCAUUUAGAUGAAAACUACAACAUCAAAAUUGUUAAAUCUAAUGUUAUAAUAAUUGAAGAAAUUGAGGAAAAUGAGGAAGGAAAUGUCAUGCAACACUUUGAGUUAUUGGACCUUCAUGAUCAAUUGAUUCAAGCCCCAAAGACAUUCAUAGAAGAACCACCUAAGCAUGAGCUUAAACCCUUACCCAACCAUUUGAGAUAUGUUUUUCUUAGAGAAAAUGAUACUUUUACAGUCAUUAUUGUAGCAAAUGUUUAUAGCAUCUCAAGAUGA